UAGUGGUCAAUGGCCGUUGACCAAAUUCCGAUGACCGUCAGUGAGUAGAUUCCGGUGCCGAUAGGCAUAUUCCGGCCCCUAUGACUAGAUUCCGACGCCGGUAAGCAUAUUCCGGCCACAAUGAGCAUAUUCCGGCGACAAUGAGCAUAUUCCGAUGACAAAAUAGCAUAUUCCGGCGACAAAAAGCAUAUUUCGGUGACCGCGACCAGAUUCCAGCGACCAAAAUUUUGGGCCGAAAAUAAACAAUAUUAUUUAUUUAUUUAAAAAUAUUUUUCAUAAUGACAAUUAUACACCUAUUUUGAUUUUACACUAGAUCAACUCAUCUAAUAAAAAGUCAUCACAACCCUAACUUCCUAUUGGUUGGAGACCGGUGUUGUUAUAGUAACUAGUCCCACAAAAUCCAUGGUCUUUGCCUCUCUCUCGGAUCUUUGCGAUUUCAAAUUUAGACGUCUACUAGCUCAGUGCUUUGACCAUCGCCCCUAUUUACCCAGCUACUCCGAUGAACCACUAUCUCCGACCAGAUCUCCUUCUCCGACUUGGAACUUACUUCAUGGUAUACUGGUUCGGCUACCAUUUUCUAUCUUCCUGGUUCCACAUCUAUUUGUUCUCUUCCACCAGUAAGAACUUGGUAUUUGAUUUCUUUGGUUCUCUCUUUGUUUGAUUAGGUUUUUGGCAAGCUUUGAAACUUCAGUUUUGAUGAGAACGGGGAUGAAUUUCGUGCUUGCUGUGUGUGCGCUAAGGAGAAGCGGGACGUGGAGCACUCGAUCAAAGUCACUGCUUGUAAGAGAUAAUUAGGGUUCUUUUUUUGAGAUGUUUGGAUUAUCGAAUUUGUAUCAAUUAGAACUACAUAGGUAUGAUUAAAAUUGGGAAAAAUCUCUUGGUUGGAUUAGGAAGAGCUGAAAAGUAUUCCCUUAUUAACUUAUCUGUGAGCUUGGGUUUGAGGAUUUGAUGAGGAGAUUUUUCCUGUAGAGCCAAGAGAAAGGUUGAGCAAAAUUUUUCCCUAUAUUGACUGUAAUUCGGAAUUUCCUUGCUGUACUUUAUCCAUUUAAGCCUCGGUGUAGCAUUAAAUUCAAGAUGAACUGGAAGGUCACGUCCGUAUGUUUGUAGCUUGGAUAGAUUUUUCAUAUAAACCAAUGUCAGAAGCUUUCUCAAUCUGUAAAACCUAUGUUCAUCAUCUAGAGCUCUAGUGGUCAAAACUUGGUUGAAUCAAAGUUCACCAAUGAAGAGGGAUUUUUACUGAGAUAUGAAUCAAUGUGAGUCGUUAUUGUGGCUGCUCCAUGCAGCUCUACCCAACUUUAACAUGCCUUUUCAAUCCCACCUAUACUUUACAACUGCUACAUUCCAGGUAUGAAUUAAUUAAUUAUUCUUCAUGUAGGGAAUUUGCUGAGUGUUGAAGCUUAAUUUCAUUUCCGACGCCACUAGCAGUCUAUGGAAGGAGAUGAACUUUCUGGUGUUCAUCACCUGGGCCUGGUGGUACAGAACAGGACCUGAUAAUGGGCAUAUAUGCAUCUAUGAUGACUUCCUUCUCAAUGCUCAAAUGAAACCAAUAGUUUCUGUUUGUUUUAUGUUACGUAUGAUCUCAGAUGGGAUUAUGUUCAAGAAUGAAGUUGAUGAAACCACUUUUGAGGACAUGGAUUGAAUGGGUGCUUUUAAGAGAGCUUUCACAACGUGGACCAAAUGGGUAGAUGCAAUAUGAAUGUAGAAAAAGCAAUCAUCUUCUUCCAAGGACUCCUAUCCUGUCAUCUAUAAUUUUUUGUAUGCUUAUCGUUAGACAGCAGUGGCACAAAGUGGGGGAAGCCAGGAUUAAGAGACUGCUCUCAUUAGACAGAUCCAGUACUGCUAUCCGCUUUAAAUCUCGCCGUUGAUGAUUGGAACCAACUUCUGUACACAACUAUUCUAGAUCAAGGUUUGGCAUAUGCAUGAUUCUUUUAGAUCAGAUGACAGUUCACAGUACAGAUCUGGGUGUCAUUAAUUAGUAUAUUUAUUUUGAUGUCAGUACAAAUCAAAGUUCACUGGUGGUCAAACUCAAAAUUUGGUUGAAUCAAAGUUCAUCUUCCGG
Linum trigynum is the source of this 2059-nucleotide messenger RNA. The record is from the annotation of a GenBank genome assembly. Lineage: Eukaryota; Viridiplantae; Streptophyta; Magnoliopsida; Malpighiales; Linaceae.